Molecule: messenger RNA, 4671 nt
Organism: Opisthorchis viverrini
Lineage: Eukaryota; Metazoa; Platyhelminthes; Trematoda; Opisthorchiida; Opisthorchiidae
Exons: 18
Coding region: 1-4311 (1436 amino acids)
Biological process (GO): regulation of transcription by RNA polymerase II; positive regulation of gene expression
Cellular component (GO): mediator complex; transcription regulator complex
Source: RefSeq, a predicted model, not a curated record
AUGAAAACUAAUACUAGCAAACUCAGCUGCGCUGGUCAUUGCCGUCUCCUUGGAUGGGGACUCCGAGACGAGGCACAUCAGUGCUUAGACAUAGCGCCCUCAAUGCUGACGGAUUUCGUUCCAUGCCUCCGGUUGUUUGAUAUCUUGUUUCCUGAUGCCGAAGAUCCUGACCGUGCUGUGGAGUUACAAACUCUUGGCUGUGGAAAGCAAACCGAUCGACGCCAGCCUGAUGGCACAUCAGAUGCCGACGUGACUCUCAUUCCAGCGAAAGAUGAUAGUGAUAGCGACGCGUCUAGGCCUGGACGUGGGGGAGAUGAAGAGAACGUCACAACUAACACAAAAGAUACCGGAAUGGAGUGUGAUACCGAUUCCGGCGACGAGGUUUACUUGAGUAGUACAUCUGCCGAAGAAUCUGAUGACGCAAGCUCCCUUGCAAUCCUUCCUCCCACAAGGCAUCGCACAGCUGCCAGUCGUCGACGUCAUUGUCGUCUGAUGCAUCUGGCCACUUCCCCAGUUUGUCUGUGGCAGCAUGUAUUACGAAAAAGCCGCACUGGUCACGAUCAUCUACCGCGUGUUAUGCCUCCAGCGCUGAGACCUACUGAAGCCCGUAUUUCCUACCGAAUGCGAAUCCUCUUGGAUGUCAUCGUGAGCACAGACCCGACGAGAUCCAUUUCUCCGGUGUUAGCACAGUUGACCUGGCGGCAGUUGUUCAUCAUUCUCAAUGCGUACAGCACGGAUAACGAGGCCAGUCAACUGAUCCAACAUCUCGUGGAUAUGUUUUGGUUCAAUGGGGAGGAAGAUCCUGGUAACCCGUCCACAUUUUCCCGGCUGUGGCCAAAACUGGUCGAGAAUGGGUCCGUAAUUUUGCCCUACGGUUUGGUUGCACAUGGACGCCUACGACCUUUAUCACAUCACCUUAUUCGUACUAUGUCCAUUCAUCUACGGAUGCUUGUGUUGCAUCUACUUCUUCAAAAGUUCGCCAAUCUUCAGUAUUCCGACGAACUUACCACUCCAGCAGUUGUCGAGACCAUGUGUCGCAUCGUGGCCUGUCGUGAAGUUGAACCGAGCAAUACCGGCCGCAUUCUUAGCCUUUUGCCGAAGCUGCUGCCGGGUACUGCUGCGAACCAAGCGACCGACACAAGUGAACCAAAAACGGCAUCGUCGUCAUGUAACCUGUUGAGUACCCUUUUGGACACGCUUGGUUAUCGGCUUGUGGAUAAUUUUCUGCCGGAAGUGAAAGUCCAGACCAUAGUUACGCUUGUGAAUUUACUGCGUAUGUGGACUUCUUGGUCUGUAUCAGAAACGCCAAUCGAAGAUCAGUCUCAGAUAGGCAAAGAUGGUAAACCUCAAUCGUCCUCAAAGAAUGAUGCCACUGAAAUUCCGGUGGAGCUAUUUUACCUGUUGGAGUGGACAAUUGUCAAACUCGCCCGCUGUCUCCAGUCCCCUGACUGCGUAAUCUACGGUUUAUCAUCAGCCAUCUCUCCUGCUUCUUUGGCCCAGGCACAAGCUGCUGCUCAGGUGGCGGCUGCUGCUUCUACGACUACGACCCAAACAAGCGCCGCACCGAACCUGACGGUCUCCUGUGCCACUGGAGCCUUAACAGGUACCUUGGGAGUGCCCGGUUAUCCGGGUGCCGGGCGCGGUUUUCUUUCAGGUUGCAGACUUCCGGUGCCGCCCAACUGCAAUGCACCGCCACCCUGUGAAGUAUCACCAUCAGUAGGCAGUGCACUGUCCAACACCAUCUCUGGCUACCCUUUCCUGAUGACCGAAUAUGUCGAACUCAAUCGAUUCAUCAUUUUCAGUCUCCUUCAGAUCUACUACGCGUUCGAUCUGGACGAGUCAAGCGCAAUGAAGAAUUUCCUAGCCGAGCAAAUCCGUACCAUGUGCGAACGUUGCGGCCGGGCGAGUUUGACAGAUCUACCUCGUCUAAUAGCUAGUCGUUUGCCUGAAUUCCUUGUUCACCUACGACAACGGGCCAGUCCGAAUAUGUCAGGACCUGGUUGCGGAUUCCAAGCUGGAGAAUUGGUGGACAAGAGAACAAUUUUGUCGCAGCUACCUCAUUUGGUACUGGAGGAGUUCACACAAUUAUGUGACGGUGAAGCAACUUGGUCCCAAAUUGCUGCUCGUGGUAAUUUAUUCCUCUGCGUCUUAUUGCGCUAUGUCGCCGCCCACGGAAUGCUACCGAAGUCAGCCGUCAACGCUCUUUUGCUUUUUCAGUGUCUUCCGGCGUUGUGUGAAUUGUGUAUUGGUUUGCGGGUGGUACCUUUGGAUCGAUUCCUUCUUGUCCUGACCGCUCCUGUUCCUCAGGAUCCUGCAAGCCCCUCUGUGGUGUCCAUCCCAUUACAUCCGGAUCCGGUUUCUAGUAGAUACUGGCCAGAUACAAUCUUACGUCUACACCAGCUUAUUCCUGAUCAGUGGGUAACAGAGGUAUCAAGCGAUACUCCAGGAAUGUCAAAAACUACAUCAGAAACAGGAGAAGUGCGCAGCAAUCCAAAGUUACCUGUGCUUUAUGGGCAUAUGUUGCUACGGUUGCUCCCGAUCCUCGAGGCUGUUCUAGCUCAUUUUAUGGAAACCAAUCUUCCUCUAGUACAGCUCAUCCCGUUUUGUCAUGCUAUAUCUCCGUUGUUCCGUUUUCACCGGAGACCACUUAACAUGUGCUACGUUCUUCUCCGGGAACAUUGGCAUCUCACCCCUCCAGAGCUUGAAGCCUUCCUGGCACGGGACAUUCCAGACGCCAACUCGAUGAAUGACAAACGUGUGAUGUGGCUUGCGGAUCGUUUGCGCGUACAGAUAAUUAUCUAUCAUGUCCUAAAGGACCAUCAUCGGCUGAGCUGCAGCCGAACCACAAAAUCACACGAGAAAACCCCUGAGAAAGAAUGCACUUCUUUUACGUUGCUCAACCAGUCCUUAUGGUCAGAAGUCACGUCUGGUGUGGAUGCUUGUCUAAAAGCUUUCGACAUUGUGCGUAAUAAAUACCCGGAUGUUGAUGGUGAUCCUGCUGUUUUAUACUCCGCAGAGUCCGAUUUGCAAUCAAUUCUAGUCAGUUGGUAUCGCUCCCGAAGCUUUCUGUUCGACGUAUCUGCGAUGGAAUCACUAUUGGCCCCGAUCGUUCUAAGCACUCAAAAGCACGGUUUAUACGGUCAUCCCGCCGCAUGGCGCCCGUGGCACUUGGAGGAAAAUGUCAGCGUACAAGCUGCUGGUCUCUAUGCUGCUGCAGUUGGACUCAUGUCUUCUUUCACCUCCCCAUCGGAAUUUGUUACUUCGUUGGCCGAAUUUCUCUACCCUAAGAUAAACGCUAUGGACUUGGGCGAACAUUUGAACGUAAUUGGCUCCUUGGUCACAAUUCUUCCGAAUGCCUACCAUAGGGUUAUUUGUCAGUUUGCUAUAACUUUAUUCACGGACCCACUUUUGACGGACUCCACGUUGGCUGACGACUGGCCGGAAGUGAACACGAAUGAGGUGAAAAACUCAUCUCGCUGGCGUCUAUCCGUUCGUAAAAAAACCUAUCGGAAGCUAACAGAAAUGGAAACUGAAGAAAAUGACAUCACCUCGCACAUUCCUCCACGAGUAGCAGUAAAUUUCUUCGAAGAGAUACUCCCCGCACAAAAUUCCGUUAAGCAAAAUGGAACGGACUACAGUGAGUCACGGACUGAAAAUACAAACUUCUCUGUUGCGCGAGAGGCAUGCAUGCUGAAGGCCAACUUAUGGCAUGCUGUGUGGAGCCACACCAACACAACACAGCUCACCUCACUACCAAGCCUUUUUGCAGAGCGUAUCCUCCCACGCCUGAAAAACGAGGCACAGCUGCUUAUGUCUUUCUACUUGGUUUCUCCGCUGAUGGGCACCCUGUAUGCUGAACGUCACGCAGAACGCCACGCCAAACUGAUUGAUCUCACUGCGGAACUGUAUCGUGCAGUGCUUCAGGUAGAUAGUCACCUAGCUGCAAUACCUGACAGAUCAACGCACCAUCCUGGAGAGGAGGUCAAAACCAACACUGAAGCUGACGCAAGUCCUCCUAACAAUACUGGUGUACCAAUGGUUCAUGCAGACGCGAUUGCCGAUUUGAUGUACCACAUCAAGUAUAUGUACGUUGGCAAUGGUGUACUCGACCAGGUACGCCCUAUUUUGCCCAAUUUGAGGCCUUGUUUGAGAAAGCGUCUCAAAUUCAUUCUUCCUCCGUCUGAGUCGAUGGUUGCGCAACAGCAGCAGUCCUCAUCACAGCCUAGAAAUGGCGUUCCCGGUGAAACCAUUUAUGAAGGGCGGGUAUAUAAAGCGUCUGCAAAACCGCCUUUGAGUGGAGAGGAUUUCUGACUUAGGAAAAUGAAGAAUAUUCUCCGAUACGAGGAGUCUGUAUAUAGUUUUCUGGCAAUAUAACAUUUUCGUACCAUUUUUGUCCCUUGUCCAACUCUCGACUUUUUGGAAUUGGAUUCAUUCGUGAAAGAUCGAUGCGUUAUCUAUUGUUUCCAUUGACGAUUCGUUUUUGGCGUUUGGUUUCUAACCACAGUACAGUCCCUUUGGCCCAGUUCUCUCACGUGCUUUACGGCGCACGAACUACUACUUGGUUGUUGAGGCUUAGACGUCAGGGGUGGAUUCAAACCGGGGAACUCUUGUUUCAAUAACUCGUGCCUGGAUUCGAUACUGAUCUGGAUCCCACAGGGCGGAAAAAUUCGG